AUGCCACGAUCCAGCUCCUCUAGAACUGGCCGCACGCACAAAGGCAAAAAGAGCCUAGAAGCACCGCCUAAGGAGAAGAAAAUACCACCACCUUGUGGAGCUCUGACACAUUCCCUCGUUCCAUGCAAAAACCGAGCGAAUAUCAAGGCUUCGCGCAAAAUUCCCGUCUGCUGGGCCCAUCGGAAACAGGGAGAGACCGUAACUCGCUGCCAGGCAGUGCUUGAGAACAGUCGCAAGUGCCUCAAAAAGAUACCCUGGUCUGAAAGACGACAGGUUUGCACCGAACAUGCGGAUUCGCCUCUGCCAUGCUUCAUCUUCCGUCUACCGAUUGAACUCCGCCAACAGAUAUUCUCAUAUAUUCUUAACGAGUAUCAGAAAGAAUAUGUUCCACUCUAUACGUACUUUAGUAUUCUGCACAUGGCGCAACUAAAUCGCCAAAUUUACCAGGAAGCAUGCGAUCUGCUCCAUCGAAAACUUGUAUGCAAAAUUUCCUUACGGAACGACAAUAUAUCCAUACUCGGAAAAAACUGCCUGUCAGUACGACCUGGCUCGUGGCAACGUUUCAAACAAUUUCACUUCCAGUUUACCGUUGAAAUGCAGGAAGCAACCGUUAACAAUCUUAUGCUUAUUGUACCGCUGAUUCGUGAUUCCUGCAUGAAGCUCUCUAUUGACCCUUUAUAUAUGACAUUGUGGCAUACCUUUCGUGGCUUCGAGCGUACUAUGGACGCUUUACAGUCAUACUUGGAUAUUUUUCGACAGUUGAGGGGAGUGAGAGAAGCCCGAGUGGACUUUGGCCUUGACUUAAACACUAAGUUGAGGAUAUACCGACGGAAUAAACUGGAGGUGGAGGCUAUAAUGGCCUUUAAGUCAAAGUGGGAAAGUUAUUACAAACAGUGGGUUGAAGACCUGGAGCGUGGGCAUUCUGCGGAUGAUUCCUGAAAUCAAUCAUUCUAAUCAAGGAACCCACGAACGGAAAAAGAACCGGCUUGCAGAAAAAAUCCUCUUUCCCAUGAUGCAAAGCCACUAACUACACUCCCAGUAUUAUUUAGCAUGUCAAACGACACACCUAUUUCCACCCGACCUCGGCGAGCUAGUAAGCUCGAAGAGAAUAGAAGGGAUAAGAGGGAACGAGUGCUUUACAGAAUAGUCACAGAAUUCAUGAUCACAUAUCUAGAUAAAGCAUUCUCAACCAAGAGAAUUCCAUAAUGAAAGGUCGUAAAAUGUUGGUAACCUAAUUAUCCCAAGCAUCAUACCAUCUAUUCGGACGCAUUGUUAGUGGCUGAAAAAGUGCAUAUUCGCCUCUAAUAGAACAUCAGUCUGUAUUAAGAACACAAUACUAGCUUCCAGAACGGUAUUUCUACACUGAUGGAAAGAUGGAACUCUUCGUAGAAGCGUCUUUUGUGAUAAUUGAGAAGGAUUGGACGGUUGUUCAUCAAUAAACCGUCCUGUGUAGCUAACUGGCUACCUGCGCGUAAAUAUUGACGAUAAUUGACAAUAUAGCCAGCUGGAAAUAGUGCGAACUAUGCAACCGUAAAGUAUAUCUAACAGACGGUAGAUACGGGAUGGCUGAUUUCGACAAAAUGGGAGGAGGAAGCUAUGUCAUCGGCUAACCAUCUCGCGGCUGCUGCCUUGCUGAUGUUGAUGUGACACCGGUGAGGCUCUGUCGAGAAGUUACCCGAGGACGGGAGCGGCAGAGCGGCGAUAGGUAUGGCGCUUUACCCAAUUCGGAUAGUGACAACGAUGUGUUAUCGUAUUUAAGUUUUAUUAGGCAGCAGCAUGACUAAUCGCAUCACCUGACCAACACUCCCCUUUGGACUAACUGUGCCGACUCUCUUCGAA
This is a messenger RNA of Trichophyton rubrum CBS 118892, 1839 nucleotides long. RefSeq lists its product as uncharacterized. The transcript has a single exon. Lineage: Eukaryota; Fungi; Ascomycota; Eurotiomycetes; Onygenales; Arthrodermataceae. The record is from RefSeq and is a predicted model, not a curated record. Bases 1 to 939 code for a protein of 312 amino acids.